UUAGGAUAAACAGUGAGGCAAGAUUCCAUGUCCUUAAUAAUUGCGCUAGCAUUGAGAAUCGAUGUGAUAGUAGUUAUAACAACUGGUGGAAAGAUGAUAUACUCUCACACCUAGAUGACAUCAAUUGUAAAACCUUGUUAGCCAAUGAAUCUGAGAAUUUCAAAUUCAAAGCUCAAGCUAAUGGGUUAGGGAAGGGGAAAUCCCUUCCUACAGUGGCUAAAGCUUCUUCACACAUCCCAGAGUCUGCUGAAGUGAGUUCGUCAAACGAAUCUGAUCAUGCACUCCUUUCAUCUUGCAUAUCUAAGGGUAUUUUCAAGAAACAAGAUAUAGGCUCAAAUUGUGGAAGUAUUCCAAGCACAAUUGUACCAGUUGAUAGUCUUGGUUCUACUAAGCAGACAAUUCAAGAGAGGUGUCAAACAAGAGCUACAGAAGCUGAGCAUAAUUUAGCUUGUGCCCGGUCAGAAGACGGUGCAAAUCAUACGACUACAAAGUCUCCCACAAGCAGGGUUAACCCAUCUUGUGAUGCUCUGAAUGACUUAUCAUCAUUUUUAGAAUUAUCACCGCGAUCCCGAAAUAAAGCUUUUCCUCCACUUUCAGAUCUUGCUACAUUAAAUUCCAUCCCAGGUAUUUGUGGAGACCAAAAUCUUGACAAUGAUAUCAUUGGAGCUUUAUUUGAUGACAACGAUCGAAGCAUAUCCAUUAUUUUUAACAGUGGUGAAAUUCUUUCUUUGGUUGAUGGAGAAAAUGUCAAUCCAUGUGAAGGGGAA
This is a messenger RNA of Ilex paraguariensis (yerba mate), 767 nucleotides long. The record is from the annotation of a GenBank genome assembly. NCBI's taxonomy places the organism in Eukaryota, Viridiplantae, Streptophyta, Magnoliopsida, Aquifoliales, Aquifoliaceae.